AUGGCUACAACGUCUAACUUUUGCACUCCUCAAAACGACCGAUUCUAUUCCAAAAAGCCGUAUGGGGGGUUGGACAGGUUGAAGAAAGAAAUCCGCCUUAUACGAGUCCUGCAAGACGAUGGCUCCGGUCAAAUCCGCUGCGAGCUCACGCGUGAGCUGCCGCUGUCAGAAGCCCAGGAUAAGUACGCCGCUCUGUCGUACUGCGCAGGGAGCCCCCAAAACCCCAAGCCAAUCCUGGUGAGGGGCAACGAAUCGGAAGAAUUUCACGAGUUCAACGCAUUCGCGAACCUGGAGCUGGCCAUAGCCGAUGCGUGCGAGUUCUGCAAAAAGCAUCGCGGCGAUGAAGAACCCUUGCUGUGGGUCGAUCAGGUUUGCAUCAACCAAAAUGACGACCGCGAGAGGUCGCACCAAGUCGGUUUCAUGAGGGAUAUCUACCAGUGUGCCCGCGAGGUCAUCGUCUGUCUGUCGACGGAUAAAUCGACAAGCUUGGCCGUGGACUGGCUGCUGGCGCCUGAUAAGCCGGAGUUGGACGAGAUGUUUUAUGACGCGCGAGCUGGAGAGCUAUCCGUCACAUUUCAAGAGCAAGUAAAGCGUUCGAAUAUUCACGCGAGGACCCGUGUCCUAAUGCGAACCAAUUCAUACGUGGCACGAAAGGUCUCAUUGCGAAACAAUGCCGACACGAUACGAGAGGACGACUUCGUCCGAGCCAGCAUGUCAGAUAAUGAGUUUUACUAUGGGUGGCUUGAUGUCCUUACAAUGCUUGGACAGCCUUGGUGGACACGAGCCUGGAUAUAUCAAGAGUUCAUGGUCUGCAAGAAUGCGCAAUUCUUGUUUGGUCAGAGCAGUAUUUCCUGGAGACAGCUUUCGGCAGCCCUGGUGCCUUUCAUUGAGAUAUUCCAAAGUCGCAUCCCACUGGCCAGAUACUACUGCAGCAACAGAGCUCGUAUCGGCGCUGCUACGCCACUAGUGGAGCGCAUGACUACCAUCUUGGAACGCGAAAUCUCCGUCGAAGAUUCGAUGACGGCUGCUAAGUCAUUACUGAAAAACAAGUCAUCGUUCCAGAUCGGAAGGGAAAUUUUCAACACCGUGCUAGCACACUCGCGGCUUUGCCGAGCAACAGACCCACGAGAUCUCGUAUACGCAUUCAUCAGUCUUGCAGACAUCGCGUGUGGCAUUGAACCGGACUACAGCCACGACAACACCGUCCACAACGUAUUCAUCACGGCAGCCCGUCGAGCGGUCGUCUGCUCGGGCAAUCUGGACAUCUUGUCGCACGCCGUCGCCGUUCGGGGAGAUCUUAGCCUUGAGUUGCCGUCAUGGGUGCCGGACCUGACAGCCAUGGAGUCUGCAGUCCGUCGGGACAGAAGCCUAAUCCUGCAAGGUCUGAGCUCGAAGAAGGUGGCGCCUCUCCAGACGACGCCACGCUUCCCCAUAUCGUUUUCCGAAGACGGCCGAAUACUCUAUGCUAAGGGGUCCUUUGUCGUCAGCCUGGAAAGAAGAAUGCCUGAUGGAUUUUCACCUUGGCCGCCAGUACCUCUGGGACACCUCGGUUUCGAGGCCUCUGGAUAUGUUAUUAUUACGACGGAUAGGACGGCAACACUGUCUGACGAAAUCUGGAUCCUCGAUGGACCGCGGCGCCCCUUCGUACUGCGGCGAAGUGGCGAUCACUAUAAGCUGGUCUGCAUGGCAGUUGUUACGCACACUUCGCAACUUCGGGAUUUCAUGGACUGGGAGAAUGUUAAGAAAGCGAAAGCGCCAGUUGCAUGGAAGAGCAUAAGCAUUUGUUGA
Diplodia corticola is the source of this 1788-nucleotide messenger RNA. Its product is annotated as heterokaryon incompatibility protein or allele. The record is from RefSeq and is a predicted model, not a curated record. Bases 1 to 1788 code for a protein of 595 amino acids. NCBI's taxonomy places the organism in Eukaryota, Fungi, Ascomycota, Dothideomycetes, Botryosphaeriales, Botryosphaeriaceae. The transcript has a single exon.